Messenger RNA from Scheffersomyces stipitis CBS 6054, 1770 nucleotides. It is a transcript of the gene CPH1, whose product is annotated as homeodomain family transcription factor. Gene Ontology annotation, molecular function: DNA-binding transcription factor activity. Gene Ontology annotation, cellular component: Tec1p-Ste12p-Dig1p complex; nucleus; Ste12p-Dig1p-Dig2p complex. NCBI's taxonomy places the organism in Eukaryota, Fungi, Ascomycota, Pichiomycetes, Serinales, Debaryomycetaceae. The record is from RefSeq and is a predicted model, not a curated record. The coding region runs from base 1 to 1770 and encodes 589 amino acids. The transcript has a single exon. Gene Ontology annotation, biological process: sexual reproduction; regulation of pseudohyphal growth; regulation of DNA-templated transcription.
AUGUCGCUCGUCAAACAAGAGUCUCAAACUUCAAGUCGGGACGGUAUUAAGGACGAUAAUUCUAAACCCCAGGAGGAUGAUAUCACCGAGUCGUUGAGACUUAUAGAAGACCUUAAAUUUUUUCUAGCCACAGCUCCAGCAAAUUGGCAGGAAAAUCAGGUUAUUAGACGGUACUAUCUUAACCACGAUGAAGGGUUUGUUAGUUGCGUAUUCUGGAACAAUCUCUACUUUGUCACUGGAACCGACAUUGUUCGCUGCAUAGUCUACAAGUUCGAGCAUUUCGGACGCACCAUCAUAGACAGAAAGAAAUUUGAAGAAGGCAUUUUUUCAGACUUACGGAAUCUUAAAUGUGGAACCGAUGCCAUUCUUGAACCUCCACGGUCGGACUUUUUGGAAUUUCUCUUCAAAAACUCGUGUCUUAGAACUCAGAAGAAGCAAAAGGUAUUCUUCUGGUUUAAUGUGCCCCACGAUAAGUUGAUGGCAGAUGCAUUGGAAAGAGACCUUAAAAAAGAAAAAGCCGGCCAAAACCCAACAACUGUAGCCCAGAGGGAGCCAGCCAAAUCAUUCAAAUACGACGAAUCAGCGAAUUUGUACACUCAAUUGGCUGAACAUAUGGAAAAACAAAAGGUAAACAAUCAGGAAAUUUACGACCAUAAUCCUCCUGUAACUACUAAUGAAAAUGAUAAUUCGUCUCCAGAAUACACCACCAGCACAAACGUAGUACUUCCAAAUGUGGAGAAAUCAAAUGGUGAAAACUACGAAUUCUUAGACCAUGAAACACCAGCCCAAUUCAAAGCUAACUCGGAUUAUGAAGACGACUUUCCGUUGGACUAUUUCGAUCCCAAUUACGAAGAUAGUUACAUCACAUUGGAUCCCAACUACCAGUUGGGUGGAUACUCCAGUAUGGUGGACGAAAACUACGACAGCAUCGUAGACCCUUCGGUUUUCAUAUAUCCCACAAACACUAGCUCCGCCCCACCAGCAACCACACCCAGCUUCAACCAAGUGGCAUACAAUGCAGAGUAUUUAAUAGAGCAAACACAACCCUUGAAAACACCUUUACCUCAGAUGCCCAGCGCAGUAACAUUACAGCCCAAGUCAGCCAACUUCGUCGGAUUCCCGUCGGCAACCGAUGAAUUUUUUCCAACAUAUUUACCUCCUUUAUCAGCCAAGUACCAAACAGGAUUUCCAAGAAGUACACCGACGCAAAUUGUGUAUCCUAAUAUCACCCAAGCAACACCAGAAGUUGCCUAUGAAACCCUUCCACCUAAUCAUUCUCAAUCGGAAAUAUAUUUCCAGCAAGAACCUGAAUACUGGCCACCACAGAGUGCUGCCUAUGGCGGCUCUUACGAAGUGCCAAUGCACUACAAUCAACAGUAUGUGAUAUUGAACGAACACGAUUAUGCUCCUAAUGCCAUGUAUCAAGUAGUCAACCCUCUGUCAAUGCCAAUUCCUCCUCCAUCAGCCGGUGCAUACUUGACUCAUUUCGGAUUCUCUCCUCAACAUGGCGCUCCUUCGUUUCGUCAGCAACAGAUCAGUGCAAACAUGAUGAAAAAACGUCUGGCUAUGGCUCAGGGUAAAACUCAAGGUAUUUCAAAACCUUCGGGAGCUCGUACUACGAAAACAGCACAUUUCACUGUGGAAGAAAUUGCCAAUCUGAAAUUGACGAGGUUACUCAACCAAGACAACCAUGAAUCGGCAAGACCAGCAAAUGACGGAAUGAUGCCUACUCCUGUUUCUUCUGCCAAUCCAUCUGACGAUAAAAAAUGA